GUUGAAGCUGCUGGCCCAUUGAUCACCCAGGGCGAUCGUGCACCUCGUACACGACGUGUCAAGUUCACUCUGACGUAACAUCGACGUCUACGUGGACGAUGACCGGUCGCGCGGGCGAAGAGGACUCGACGAAUGCGUCUGAAUAUACAUACAACAUUAGACAGUGUUUCGAUCGGUGGCCAACGCCGACUAUAGGAAAAACCACCACCCAUCCUUGAAACUACCAUCCCUCAAGUGUCAGUAGCGUGCCGUCUGUUGUUGCUAUUGCACGAGUUUCCGCUGUCCAACCGGAAUACAAGGUUGUUCGAGUUUUAUACCAAUUGAUUGGGUACCCACUUUGCGGAUAAGAAAAGAAGAAGGUUCUGAUAAGAAUUCUGGGAUCCUCCAGGGCCAGUGAUAGCGAAGAAAUCGAUCUAUUAUCAGAGGGUUGAUCGACGAACCAGUGACACGCGUUCGAGUAAUGGAACACUUUUGAACGAUCCAUGAAAUUUCGAAUGUUGACGAAUGGUGCUUGUGAAAAAUCCGUCGCCCACCCGAGGCGAGAGCCCCCAAAAAGAAAAUGCGAAGAAGAUUAAAAGAAGAUCGCGCGGCAAUAGUCCGAUCGAUCACAGUGUCUCCAGGGGGAAUAGUCCGGGAAGGAGCAGCAGUUUAAGCUCGAAGAGGGUCGUGAAAAGCAGUUUGCUCCAGUCCAGAGGAAGCGAGACCGGCAGCAUCGAGAGGCUGGUAGACGGUGACAAAAGGGUGAUCGCCACGAAACAUUUGCUUCCAGAGAAUAACAUAAAUGUCGUCGUCAGAGUUCGUCCACUUAGCAAUAAGGAAGUCAAAGCCGGCGAUGAUAUGGCCGUGCAGUUUCCUGGAGAUGGACAGAUAUACUGCGAUGGAUUUCCAAGCAGCGCUGAUAAGAAGGGCAAACUAUUUUCGUACAAUGUCGUCUUCGAGCCCACAGCCACUCAGGAAGACAUACUACAAUUUUCCGGCGUUAAGAAGCUCAUCGAAAUGGCGGUGGAAGGGUUUAACUGCACCGCGUUCUGCUACGGGCAAACCGGAAGCGGGAAAACUCACACCCUCACAGGACCUCCAGAAAUGUUCGACGGAAUGAAACAUUACUCGGAGGAUAACGGUCUGGUCUUCCGGUCUUUCGUCUACCUAUUCAAACUCCUGCAGGAACGACAACAGUGCAACUUCGUGUUGAGGGCCUCGUUCUUAGAGAUCUACAAUGAGAAGGUAAUAGAUUUGUUGAAUCCCGGCACGUCGAGAAAACCUCUGAUGGUUCGUUGGAGCAAAAAGACGCGAGGCUUCUUCGUCGAGAAUCUUUUCACCGUCGAAUGCGAGGAGCUUGAUGACCUUCUGGCGGUUCUCGAAGAAGGGAUGAGAAACAGAUCUGUCGGCGCGCACAACAUGAACGAACAGUCCAGCAGAAGUCACAGCAUUCUCACCGUGAACAUCACUUCUGAGCAACAAAUGGACAACAGUGUGUUCAUAUCGAAACAAGGGAAAAUCAACUUCGUCGAUUUGGCGGGCAGCGAGAUGACAAAGAAGACGCAGAGCGAGGGGAAAACUUUAGAGGAAGCGAACAACAUCAAUAAGAGUCUCAUGGUUCUUGGUUACUGUAUAUCUUCUUUGAGCGACGGAAAGCGCAAAGGUGGCCAUAUUCCUUACCGGGACAGCAAGCUGACCAAACUUUUAGCAGACAGCCUGGCAGGCAAUGGCGUCACGCUGAUGAUUGCCUGCGUUUCACCGGCUCGGUCGAACGCGAGCGAGACGUUGAACACUCUGAGGUACGCGGCGAGGGUGAAGAAGAUACGCACGAAACCGAUCGUGGUGAUGGAUCCGCGAGAAGCUCUGAUUCUCAGUCUGAAACGCGAGGUGGGAGCUCUUCAGACGGAAAACGAGCACCUGAAGGCGGCUCUUCAUUUCGGCGGCGACACUCAAAACGUAAUUCGUAGCGAGUCCAAAGCCGAGAGCAAGGUGCCAAUGACGCCGCCAGUCGUGGACCUGGACAAGUUGUCCGAGAUGGAGCAAUCGGAAUUGAGUCAACUGAUCCACGCCUACAUCACCGAGAAUGAGGCCCUUCGUCGGGAAAACGCGGAAUUGUACGCCACCAGGGAGCAAGUGAUACGAGACCAGGAGCUGGUCUGCAGAGAAAACGAGAGGCUGCUGAAAAAGCUCGAGGACGUUAACUCGUUUUAUUACCGCAGAGUGUGCUGUCGCUCGCCGAUCAUACCUGCCAGGCCUACUUAUUCGGCAGAAAUGUUGAACGACAACAAUAACGAGAACGCACCUGGCGCGACGAACGUUUGGACCAACCCUAACGUGGAACCGACUCCCCUUUCGAGCGAUCUUAUCAGGCGUGGAUUGUACAGAUCCGCAGGCAACAUGCCGGAAAAGAUCCAGAAAGAAUUGGACAAACGAAGAAUUCUAGGGAGUUACAAUAACGUAGCCGAGGCUUACAAAGACAAGAGUCAACAUCGCCGACACAAUUCAUGGGACAAUGGAAACGGCGUGACGAGAAUGAGUCCGGAUCAAACGAUGUCGCCGGUAGACGUUAAUCAAUACAAGAAGACGAACACGCGUCGCACUUCGACGGUCCCGGAGGAAAGAAGACCCUCGGAGACCAUCGACGUUCUGGGCGAAUCGAUUCAACCGACCGAUCAUUCGUACAACGAGUCCCCGGAUUCGAUUCUCAGCGGUUCUUUGGAGAUAGGGAAUUCUGCGCCGAACACGGCGGAAUCCGAGGCUCCCACCGUCCCUUUCCCGCCUUUGUCGCACUCCUCAUCGCCGUUUGGGACUCCGGACCCCGAGGACGCGGUCCAUUCGAGACACUCGACAAAGGAGAAAGAGGACGAGACCACGCAAAGAGCGUUUGGAAGUCCGGUUCCAAUCGACGAGGACCAUCCUCUUUGAAUAAAAAAAAAUUCAGCUGAAUAUGGUAAUGGAUGAUAUAUUUUCGAUACGUUGACCUAGGUCGGGUCAGCCAUCGGCGUUGGUCGGCGAAGAGUACGAUUGUCGAACCAUAGUUGGAUCAAACUUAAUUGGCCGCUCAAGGCCACUUUCCUCGUUGUGAGUCAUUCGAAGCACGACUCCUGCUUUUAUGUUAAGGGGCCUCUACACGAUGGGACUUACCUCGAGGCAUGCUCGCGACAAACAAUGGGUUUGAAACCAUAUGGAAUCAAUUCGACUCUCUGCUUCGUACGCUGUAGUCUUCACGAUACAGCGAAGUCGUAAAUUUCUUCAGGCAUCAAAGCGGAUACAGUAAUGCACGGUCAACUUUUCGAAGAUUUGGGGCUCGACAGUGAAAGUUACGCGUGUAGGGUAGCGUAUCUGUUGUAAAAUCGGACUCGAACAUUGCUCGACAAAAGAAGAGAAUGAUUAUAACGGGAGGAGACGAGAUGGAUGUAAUAGUCGAGCAACGGUCGAAAUUUGACACUUAAAAAGGAUGUCGCUAUGCAAUAUACAGGGUGUUCAACCAUUCCUAGGAAAAAUUUUAA
Colletes gigas is the source of this 3488-nucleotide messenger RNA. Its product is annotated as kinesin-like protein KIF12. Gene Ontology annotation, biological process: microtubule-based movement. The record is from RefSeq and is a predicted model, not a curated record. The transcript has 16 exons. NCBI's taxonomy places the organism in Eukaryota, Metazoa, Arthropoda, Insecta, Hymenoptera, Colletidae. Gene Ontology annotation, molecular function: microtubule motor activity; microtubule binding; ATP binding. The coding region runs from base 505 to 2904 and encodes 799 amino acids.